Messenger RNA from Prorocentrum cordatum, 1365 nucleotides. The record is from the annotation of a GenBank genome assembly. Lineage: Eukaryota; Dinophyceae; Prorocentrales; Prorocentraceae.
AGCCGUUUUCGUGUCAAGCAUGCACCGUGCUCGUGCUCCCUCUCUCUUCCAGGGGCCUGUGGGAACUUGGGCUCUGUACCGCCGAGAUCUCAUCGCUCGGCACGCCGAGUGGCACGCGUCGCGACAUGCGGCGGGGGCCCCGGACGCCGAUGCGGUGCGCCGGCUGUUCCCGCCGCCCGCCGCCUCCGACACCCUCCCGGCAUCGGCGGUGUGGCUGCCGGCUGCAGCGGGGGAGGCGGCGGAUGCGGUCUUUGUCAACGCAGGCGGGAUCUAUGGUGGCGACGACGCUCUUUGGUUUUCUACCCUCUGGUCUGUGGCACCGCCUCUGUGAGGAGCGCGCGGGCAACACAUCUUUUCUGCUGCUGGACACGGGGCACCGGCUCGACGUGGCGCGCGCAGUCCUACGGGGCGCGCUGCGGUGGCUACUCCAGGCCCACCCCACAUCGAGGGGUCGCAUCGUGCUGACAGGCUUCUCGAUGGGAUCCGCCGCGAUUGCGGACGUUUUGAUUGAUUUUUCGGACGCGAUAUGUGGAAUGAUCAUCGUGGCAGGUCAGGCAUCGGGAGUCGAGGGUCUUGCACAUGUAGGUCAACGGCCCGUGCUCCUGGUUCAUGGUGACAAGGACCCCAUGGUGAACGUAGCUUGUGCCGAACAGUCGGCCAAGGUGUGUCGCGCGGCUGGUGCACAAGUCGUUCUUGCGAUCUUCAGGCAGGUGACGCUGCUUGAAAUGGAAGGGGAUCCGUUUGCAAAGAUGCAACGCCACCAUUUGUGGGACGAGAGGUGGGAUGUGCGGAAUGUCGUUGUUGAGUGGUUGGGCCGUUUGUGCCCAGUUGCAGCGAGAAGAACGUGGCCAGAGGAUGUUCAAUCCAUGUUCUCGUUUUCGGGGGCGCGGGCUUUUUCGGCAGGUGAGGGCCUGGACCCGAGGCCGGUGCUCGCAGCUCCGCGGCUUCCCGACGAGGCGGUGAUGUCUCCAGAGCGGCCGGCUUCGCAGGCAUGUGCAGCGAACUUGCGGGCAGCGGCGGGUGCGGGCUCGCGGCCCGUGCUCGCGCUGCCACCCUCACACGACGACGCGGCAUCGCUCCUGGUGCAGGCGGCCUCGCAGGCGUGCAGCGCCUGGGUCGGCGAGGACGAGCGGGCUCUUGCCGAGCGGCGGUGAGAACACGGUGGUGCCGGAAAGAGGGAAUGCUCGGCGUCACCCCAGCAUCGUGAUAUUACCUGUGCGUCGCCCUCCCGGGGGCGACGCGCGCCCCGAGAAGCCUUGCAGUGUAUGCGUCGUGGCAGGCGCUUUCUGGCCAAACCGUUCGGGAAACGACAUACAUCGCCGAGCUCGUUCCACUACUCGCAGAGUGCCUGCUCGCAAGCGUCUG